AUGGCUGGUGUUGUAACCUUAACAUCCUGCGAUGAUCCUGAGGCGAGAAAUCUGAGCGCAAGAACCCAAGGUGCUAAGUAUUUAAUCGCAAUUAAAGGGCAGAAUCAGCUCUUUCACAGCCAACUUAGUCUUCAGCACUGCGUCAAGUUUCCAAAGAUGUCUCGCGAUAGCCGGCCAGGUGUUGGGCUAGCACAAUUCCUCCAGCAACAGUUCAAACGUUUCGGGAGUGAUGUUGCCAUUGAACAUGGUGCCUAUCGUGUCACUUUUACUGAAGUACACAAAAAAGCAUCCAUUUUGGCUGCUCAGCUUCGGAAGCACGAGGUCCGAAAAGAGGAGCCAAUAGUCAUCUUGGCGAACAGGGGAAUAGACCAUAUUAUUUCCCAAGUUGCUGUUGUAUAUGCAGGAUGCUCCUGUGUUCCUCUGGACGUUGACUUGCCCGACGAGCAUCUUCUGAAAUUUCUGACUGGUUGCUCAAUUGUCUUCACAGACCCGGCAAAUCAGACGCGACUCCCUACCCUGCACCAUGUCAUUGUCGAUCAUACUGGUAUAUCUAUGGAUAUCGGCCUUAAUCAGAUCGAGGUGUCGAAAAGUGGGAGAGAAUGUUGUUCGCAUAUAAUGUAUACCUCAGGAUCCACCGGAAAGCCAAAAGGUGUGCAGGUUUUGGCCGACAGCUUGAUCAACCUUGUUUUCAAUCACUUCGCACCUGUCAAAAGGGGCUCUCGAGUUGGUCAUGUAUGCAAUGUGGGGUUUGAUGUUUCAUUGUGGGAGAUCUGGUCAGUCCUCUUGGUUGGAGGCACUUCUGUUGUUUUUGAACGCCACGAGAUUCUGGAUCCUUUGAUCUUUGAGCGGCGAAUGAAGAGCGAUCGCAUCGAUGUUAUGUGGCAAACAACGUCCCUACUCGCUACCAUCGCACAUGUCUGUCCGAACAUAUAUUCCUGUGUGGACACGCUUCUCACCGGUGGCGAGGCAAUCAAUGUGCACACCAUCCGAACCAUCUUCGAGAACGGCCCGCCUCGACGUCUCCUGAAUGUUUAUGGACCGACAGAAACGACAAUAUUCACUACUUACCAUGAGAUCUGCCAAUAUGACGUGGACAGCGGUCAUAUACCAAUUGGAAAAGGAUUGCAAAAUUACGAUACCUGGGUGGUGGAUGAAAAUCUUCAACCCGUGCCGUGUGGGUCUAUCGGCGAGCUUCUGGUCGGUGGAAAGGGGGUAUCGCCUGGCUACUACAGACAGCCGGAAAAAACAUCACAGGUAUUCGUCUGUGCACCGCAUCUGCUUAAAAAUGGUCAGAUCAAGGAGACACGUCUCUAUCGCACCGGGGACCUAGUGCGAGAAACGGAUACGGGCGAUCUUUACUACCUUGGACGUCGGGACCAUGAGGUGAAAAUCCGUGGUCAGCGGGUUGACUUGGAAUCCGUUGAGGAAAGUCUCUUGGAGACGCAGCUACUCUCGUCUGCAGUUGCGCUGAGGGUUAUGCUAGAGGAGCCCGCGGGAGGCUCUAUCUUGGUUGCAUACGUGGUCCCCAUCACUCCUGAGAUUACGACCGACAUGAUCCGGGCGGCUUAUAUUGCUCUGGGGCCUCAGUUGAUGGUUCCUCGCCUGCAGCUUACCGAGAUAAUUCCACUCACACCAAGUGGUAAAGUCGAUCGGAAACGAUUAAUCAACGACUAUGUUCGGCACCUUCAGCCCCUGAGAAACGGCGCGAGUGAUAUCCAAACGAACGGAGACACUAGUCUAGAGGAAUAUCUGAAGCAUUGGUGGAGAGAGCUUCUGGGAUGUUCGUCUACCAAUUUCAAUGGCAGUGACAACUUCUUCUCGUUAGGUGGCACCUCAUUGCAAGCGGUUCUUCUGGCAUCGAGCAUCAAACAGUCGCUUGGUGUGCUAAUCCCCGUGGCCGCAUUAUUUGACAACCCCACGCUACAGGAGAUGUCGGAUUUGAUAACCCAGGCGAGAAACGGUGAGCCAUCACAACAUGAGAACCUAGCUAAAGCUAUGCCUUGGCUCGAUGACUGUAAGUUAGGCCAAGAACUCGAACUUUCGGGGACCUCGUAUCCAGACUGGACCAGCCGGAAAGAGGGGAAGGUGUUUCUGACAGGCGCCACCGGCUUUAUUGGCGCUUUCUUUCUCCUAGAUAUCCUUGCCCUGCCGAAUGUCCAGAAGGUAGCAUGCCUUGUGCGUGCUUCAGAUUCUGCUACUGCUCUCGUUCGCAUUCGCAAUAUCCUCGAGCGCUAUAAGUUGGUUCUGAGUCCCGAGGAGGAGGCUAAAAUCAUACCUGUGGCCGGUGACUUCGCCGUACCCAAGCUUGGUCUGGACGACAAAGAGUAUGAGCGGCUUUCCAUGUGGGCUAGUGUGGUCUUCCAUCUGGGGGCUCAUGUCAAUUUUGUACAGCCAUAUUCUAGUCAUCGUGCGGCAAAUACCCUUGGAACAGUGAGCAUGAUUCAAUUUGCGAAUUCUGGGCGACUGAAAGCACUCCAUUAUACCUCAACCAUCAGCGCGUAUGGACCAACUGGAAUGGUCACAGGAAGUACUGAAAUUCCCGAGAUCGAGAGGCCCGCAUCUCAUGUCGACGCCGUGCGCUACGAUACUGGGUACGCCCAGAGUCAGUUUGUGGCCGAGAGCAUCAUCUGGGAUGCAGUGGACAAGGGUUUCCCCAUUACAGUCUAUCGUUUGGGUUAUGUGCUAGGUCACAGCGAGACCGGAGCCAUGAAUUUGGAGGAUUUUAUCAGUCGCUUGAUGACCAGCAGUAUUCGGUCAGGCUGUUAUCCCUUGCUCCCCGGGCACCGCAAGGAUCUGGUACCGGUGGAUUUUGUCGUUUCCGCUCUUCUUCGUCUAUCAUCUCAUGCCGGUUAUGCAGGUCACGCAUUCAACCUGGUGCACCCAGAUCGUGAUUCCGCUAUGGACCUUCCUCUCAUAUUUGAGGCGAUUAACCAGCUGGCCGGCGAACGCCGACUGGUGGGGGUCCAAUACUCCCAGUGGUUAGAGAAUUUAGCCAAGGUUCCUGACUGCCCCCUCCUGUCGCUGAUGCCCAUGUUGGUGGAGAGGGUUUGGAGGGAGAUGAGUCGCUGGGAAAUGCAGCAAGACUUGCCCACAUUCUCUACUGAAAAUACGCGACAAGCACUUGCAACACUAGCCCCAGAGCUGUUACUUUGUCCAUCGACAUCAUCAGUCGUCGCAAGGUACUGUCCCGAAUGGAUUAUAGCUGCUGCAGCGUGA
Aspergillus affinis is the source of this 3216-nucleotide messenger RNA. RefSeq names its product acetyl-CoA synthetase-like protein. The coding region runs from base 1 to 3216 and encodes 1071 amino acids. The record is from RefSeq and is a predicted model, not a curated record. The transcript has a single exon. Lineage: Eukaryota; Fungi; Ascomycota; Eurotiomycetes; Eurotiales; Aspergillaceae. Gene Ontology annotation, molecular function: phosphopantetheine binding.